GCGUUUUGUUAUUGUUAAUGCUUCCCCAGUCCAUCGACUGUCUCUUUCGUUUGUUAUGAUUCGUUCCUCAUGAUUAUUUACAACCGGCGGGCGGCGACGUAUAUGCAUCUCUUUCGGUACCACAGUUUUCUUGCAAUGGGUUUUUCAUUUUUAAGUGUCUGCGAGCGAGACCGCGGGCGGGCUGCGGGGGCCCGACGGAAAAAUAUGAACAAAAUUUUGUGCUCUUAAAAAUUAUUGAUUUUUCAUCGUUAAAAAAAUAAAGUGAGCCGAGCGAGUGUCUAAUUGCAUACGUUAUGUGAAGUCGGACGGUCUCACAACUGUAUAUAAAUACAGUUCCAGUAUUCAAACCUAAAAUAUAUACAGUCUAGUCUAAAAAGUUUCUACUUAAAAUUAAAAGAAAAAACGAAGUAUUAAUUGUACUUAUAAUAAAAUAAAAAGAAAAUAUUUUUUACUUGUAGCUAUAAUUAAAAAACUGUGAUAAGUAUUGGAGAGAUUUGAAAGAACUGCAAUCUUUUUUUGUAAUAACGGUUUUGUGCAAUUUUUGAGAGGUGUGCAGUGAUUGGCCAAAGAUAUGUUUAGGUAGUUUUAGUGUAGUACGUGAAACAGAGAUGGCGCUGCCCCCGCAACAGUUCUGCGUUCGAUGGAACUCCUAUCAUACUAAUUUACAGGCGGUGUUCCCCCGCCUGCUGCUGACGGAGCAGUUCGCGGACGUGACGCUGGCGUGCGAGUCGCGCCAGCUGCGCUGUCACAAGCUGGUGCUGUCGGCCUGCUCCGCCUACCUGGAGCGGCUGCUGUUGCAGAACCCCUGCGACCAUCCCAUCGUCCUCAUGAGGGAUAUGAGGUUCAGUGAGAUGCAGGCCCUGGUGGACUUCAUGUACAAGGGCGAGGUCAACGUGACGCAGGAGGAGCUCCCCAGCCUCCUCAAGUCCGCCGAGGCGCUGCAGAUACGAGGUCUAUGUUCAAGUGACACAUCCAGCUUGACCUCAGAGCUGGGCAAAGACACGAAGGACUUCACGGUGGCCAGCGAGGCGCUCGUGGCCAACGCGCAGAGAGAGAACGCGGCUAACGGUCCGACCCACCAGAAGCAGUCGUCCACCAGCAGCAACCCUCACAACCAGUCCACAACCAACGGCACCAAGAAGCGCAAGUCCGAGGAGAGAGCCGACAUCAAGGAGGAGACCGUCGAGGAGGACGGACUCUACUACGGGGAGCUCGACAACGAACAUAUGGAGUACCACGAGGACGAUGAGCCAGGCAAGCCGGGGAGCAGCUUGGGCCAGCCCUCCGGAAGAAAAUAUCUCCGCGUUAAGCCCGAGAGCGAGCUAUUCUUUCAAACUAAACUACAGA
This is a messenger RNA of Trichoplusia ni (cabbage looper), 1347 nucleotides long. Its product is annotated as protein bric-a-brac 1-like. The transcript is spliced from 8 exons. Gene Ontology annotation, cellular component: nucleus. The record is from RefSeq and is a predicted model, not a curated record. The annotation marks the transcript as partial. Gene Ontology annotation, molecular function: protein binding. Gene Ontology annotation, biological process: regulation of transcription by RNA polymerase II. NCBI's taxonomy places the organism in Eukaryota, Metazoa, Arthropoda, Insecta, Lepidoptera, Noctuidae.